AUGGCUCUCCAUUUUCGGAGGAAAUCAUGUAGAAAGUUUUCAUUCUUCCAACUUUUCCCAGGAAGGGGGAUUAUUGAGGGUCUGAAAGCUUACAGGAAACAAAAUGGAUCUAUUAUACUUUUUGGUCCCGAGGAAAAUGCAUCGCGUUUGCAGAUAGGUGCAGAGCGAAUGUGCAUGCCUGCACCGACUAUUGAACAGUUUCUGGAAGCUGUAACAACUACUGUAUUGGCGAAUGAACGCUGGGUACCUCCUUCGGAUAAAGGCUCUUUACACAUUCGACCUCUACGUUUUGGGAAUGGACCUGUUCUUAGUGUCACACCGGCACCUGAAUUCACCUUUUUGAUCUAUGUUACACCAGUUGGGAGUUAUUUUGAGGGUGGUUUGAAACCAAUUAAUCUGGUGGUUGAAAAUGUAAUACACAGUGCAACCCCUGGAAGAGUUGGAGGCAUAAAAGCUAUAGGGAACUAUGCUGGGAUUAUGAAGGCACAGGCUGAAGCUAAAACUAGUGGUUUCUCUGAUUUUCUGUAUCUCGACUCUGUUCACAAUAGAUAUGUUGAAGAGGUCUCUACCGCUAAUGUUUUUGUUGUAAAGGAUAAUACAAUUUCCACUCCUGCUCUAGGAGGAACAAUUCUUACCGGGAUUACAAGAAAAAGUAUUAUUGAGAUUGCUCAAAGCCAGGGAUUCAAGGUUGAGGAGCGGCUUGUGUCAGUUGCGGAAUUGAUUGAUGCUGAUGAAGUCUUUUGUAGCGGGAAUGCCGUUUGUGUAAUGCCUGUUGGCAACAUUAGUUUCAUGGAAAGAAGGUUAUGA
This is a messenger RNA of Hibiscus syriacus, 807 nucleotides long. RefSeq names its product branched-chain-amino-acid aminotransferase 5, chloroplastic-like. Gene Ontology annotation, biological process: branched-chain amino acid metabolic process. The record is from RefSeq and is a predicted model, not a curated record. Lineage: Eukaryota; Viridiplantae; Streptophyta; Magnoliopsida; Malvales; Malvaceae. Bases 1 to 807 code for a protein of 268 amino acids. Gene Ontology annotation, cellular component: chloroplast. The transcript has 8 exons. Gene Ontology annotation, molecular function: branched-chain-amino-acid:2-oxoglutarate transaminase activity.